AUGCAACCAACAUCUGACUCAUCAGUUGCGGAAUCCACACUCUACAACGGAGCGACCGCCCCAUGCCGGUUGAACAUCAUCAUUUUCGGAGCAGGAAUUUCUGGUCUCUGUGCUGCGUUCUGUUUAGCCAAAGCCGGUCAUACUGUCACGAUACUAGAGGGAAGAGCCAACCUAGAAAAGAUUGGUGCAGGAAUUCAAGUUGGACCUAAUACUUCACGCCUUCUCAUCCGGUGGGGUCUCAAACCCUCCCUAGGCAAGACUGGAGUCUUACUUACGCAUACGUCCUUGCUUCGUUAUGACAAUGGUGAACAACUAGCUUGUUUUCCUUAUCAGGAAUUUGGCAGUCCAUGCUAUGAUAUACAUAGACGAUAUCUUGUCAAUAUACUUCACGAUGCUAUUGUCCCUCUCACAACCCUUCGCUUUGAUACUAAAGUUGCGUCGAUCAACCCCGACACAACUUCUGUGACCCUAAACACGGGCGAAGUCAUCGAAGCAGACAUGAUCAUCGGUGCUGACGGUGUUAAUAGUCUAACGCGAAACGUAGUAGUGGGCUCGCCUACGCCUACAAUACGAAGCGGAGACGCAGCUUUCCGGGCCAUCGUUGACGCGAAGAAGAUGAUGCUAGACCUAGACCUUCGUCCUUUCUUGGAAAAGCAACAACUCAAUGUCUGGCUAGGUCCCGACCGCCAUGGCAUGAACGACCACAACGUUGUCUUGUUGCAUCCAGACGAGACGGAAGACACUACUAUUCCGUGGACGCGACAAGGGGAUAUCGAAAAGAUGAGGAAAGAGUUUUCUGGCUGGGAUCUUCGGGUCAGCAAAAUAAUAGAUCUCAUACCAUCUGGCAUCGUGGGACCACUCAAAGUUCUCGAGUCUCCACUCAAAUCCUGGGUGCACAAGGACGGGCGCAUUGCUCUUACCAGAGAUGCUUGCCAUCCGAUGCUGAUAAGCGAUGCCCUCCCUAGUCCUCCAAGUCACUGCCAAGCAGCGUCCAUGGCCAUCGAAGACGCCGCAGUCCUCGGCAACCUCUUCGUACGCCUCACGAACAAGGAUCAGAUACCCACUGUCUUGGAAGCUUAUGAAUCCCUCAGGGCUCCUCGUGCAAUGGCUACAGCUGAUGGUUGCUGGAAGGAUAAGAGUACUUUCCAUCUCCCUGAUGGGCCUGCACAACGUGCGAGGGAUGAAGCACUGAAGGCCACUAUGGCUGGAAAGCGUAGCAAUGCGGGCCAGGACAAUAAUGCGCAGUAUGAAUAUGAUGUCGAUGUGAUCGUGGAUGACUGGCGGAUGCACACGAUGUCUGCGGCGCUCUCUACUCUCCGGGUUGAUGACCAUUUCCACUAG
Messenger RNA from Desarmillaria tabescens, 1341 nucleotides. RefSeq lists its product as uncharacterized. Gene Ontology annotation, molecular function: FAD binding; monooxygenase activity. The record is from RefSeq and is a predicted model, not a curated record. The transcript is spliced from 9 exons. Lineage: Eukaryota; Fungi; Basidiomycota; Agaricomycetes; Agaricales; Physalacriaceae. The coding region runs from base 1 to 1341 and encodes 446 amino acids.